Molecule: messenger RNA, 1260 nt
Organism: Pneumocystis jirovecii RU7
Lineage: Eukaryota; Fungi; Ascomycota; Pneumocystomycetes; Pneumocystales; Pneumocystaceae
Exons: 9
Coding region: 1-1260 (419 amino acids)
Biological process (GO): protein phosphorylation
Cellular component (GO): cytoplasm
Molecular function (GO): protein kinase activity; ATP binding
Source: RefSeq, a predicted model, not a curated record
AUGGAUGAAAAACGUCUUUAUUUCAUGCAGAGUUUGUCAGAUAUAUGUUUGGACGAUAAUUUGGGAAAAAAAAACAAAAUAUCAUCUUUCUCUCAACCUAAAUCUGAUCCUCUGUCUUUUAAAGGGGAUUCUGGUACUUUUUUUCAUGAUAAGCCGCAUUUUAAGGAAACUUUGGAUGCAGUUACAACAGAGAAUGAUGAUGGAUGUAAAAUGCUUAAUCAGUAUCUUAUUAAGCAGAAGAUUGGGAAAGGUUCUUAUGGUACUGUUAAUUGGUGUAUUGAUACGUUAACGGGUAAAGAAUAUGCUAUUAAAGAUUUUUCUAAGAUUCAGUUGCGGAAAGUUCAUAAAUGUUCACGUUUUCAGCAACCUAAACUUUCAUCGGGUUCUUUUCUUUCUGAUGACUUUCCAUUUUAUCGGAAUUUAUGUAAUCAUGCAGAAAGCGAUAACCCGCUUUAUUUUAUUCAAAAAGAGAUUAAUAUUAUGAAAAAGAUAAAUCAUAAAAAUAUAGUUAGUAUGAUUGAAGUGCUAGAUGAUCCUCAUGGAGAUUCUUUAUAUAUGGUUUUAGAGUUGUGUGAAAAAGGUGUUGUUAUGGAUAUGGAUGUGAAUAAUGCAAUUAGUCCGUAUAGUGAAAAUGAGUGUCGAAAAUGGUUUCGUGAUUUAAUAUUAGGUAUUGAGUAUCUUCAUGCUCAUGGAAUAUGUCAUUGUGAUAUUAAACCUGAAAAUUUGUUACUCUCUAAAGAUGGAACAUUGAAAAUUGCUGAUUUCGGUAUUUCAAAGACGUUUACUGGAGAUAACGAUUCAUUCUGUAGGAUAAAGGGAACACCUGCAUUUAUGGCUCCAGAAUUGUGCGUCUUUGAUCAUGUUGUUUCAUGCAAGGCUGCUGAUAUUUGGUCCAUGGGUAUUACUUUGUGGUGUUUAGCAUUUGGGUAUUUGCCUUUUAAUGAAUCUGACAUUAUGAAACUGUAUGAUAUUAUUAAAACUCAGAAAAUAGUAGUGCCUGAUCAUGUCUCUCCUGAGCUAAAGGAUUUAUUUGAAAAAAUUCUUGAGAAAGAUCCUGAAAAAAGGAUCAAAAUGUGUGAUUUACGGCAACAUGAUUGGGUAACUCUUAAUGGCAAGGAUCCAAUGAUUUCAUAUGAGGAGAAUACGAUGGGUGUAGUUCAUGAAAUUUCCAACAAAGAUUUUAAAAUGACGAUCUCUACAAUUCAAAAAACAAUUAAUAAGAUAAAUUUUGUUCAAAUAUUCAAAAAUAUCUCUUAUUAA